This is a messenger RNA of Mytilus trossulus (common blue mussel), 873 nucleotides long. RefSeq lists its product as uncharacterized. Gene Ontology annotation, molecular function: zinc ion binding. The record is from RefSeq and is a predicted model, not a curated record. The coding region runs from base 1 to 873 and encodes 290 amino acids. The transcript has a single exon. NCBI's taxonomy places the organism in Eukaryota, Metazoa, Mollusca, Bivalvia, Mytilida, Mytilidae.
AUGGAUUUUACUCAGAAGUCAUCGUGUCCAUCUAAUAGUACUAGUCUAGAAUGUGUCCAACAUCCGGGAAAGAAACUGGAGUACUUUUGCAUUGAUCAUGAUGCCAUCUGUUGUCGAGACUGUUUGGCUAAGACACACAAAUCAUGUGACAAAACCGUGUCAUUAGAUACUGCAGCAGAGCAUGUAAAACAGUUGGAUAUCUUUACUGACUGCAAGGACAGGUUGCUCGCUUAUAUAAAAACGAUAGAUAGCAUUUUGAAAAACAGAGACAAAAACUUGAAUGAUAUAGAAAUAAUCGGAAAGACAAUAAUGGCUGAAAUAAAGAGCAUUAAAGACAAACUGAUUAAACGCAUCAAUGAAACUGAGAAAACCAUGAUUAGCAACAUAAAAACGAUGAUAGAAGAUGAAUCAAAAAACCUUCAAAGCGAAAAUGCCCAAGUGAUUAAUUUGCAACAGACAGCUGAGUUAUACCAAAAAGACAUAAUUUUUGUAACAGAAAAAGUCCUCGAAAUACCUUCAUUUAUUUUCAUCAGUAAAAUCAGGGAUACUGUUUUACAAAUAGAACACGACCUGCAGAACAGACUUCAGAAUUUGAAGGACGUAAUGAUAGAAUUUCGAGAACCCUAUGGAUUAUCAAACAUUGAAUCGUUUGGAAAUGUUACAGUUAAACGAGAACCUUCACCUGUAUCGUUUCAUCCACCAAAACAACGACAGGCACAAAAAUUAUUUGUACAAUCGACAUGUCAGACUUUUGAGUUGGAAAGAAAAACUGAUGUCGCCGGUAAAACAAUCACGGGAAUGGCCAUUACUGCUGACAAUAAACUACUUUUGUGUGAUUAUGGAAGUUGUGAUGUUUGGUGUAUAAUGAAAUGA